AGCACUUGGGCUGUAGUUGUCACCUGUUCUCCGAUAAUGGAUUUGAACCGUAUACCUCUGCUUUUGCUACAUUUCUUUGUUGGAGAUGCCAUUGCGACGGAUUUAGAGCCAGGCUCAUUCUCCUUGAAGUUUCCAAAAACCAUGGAAGCAGAAAUCGGUGACACAGUGAUUCUGCCGUGUUACACUGAUCCUCAAACCAAUGUCAUUAGAGUGGAGUGGAUGGUAAAUGUGACAACUGAGGUCCAUGUGUACAGAAAAGGAAAUGAUGAUCUUUAUAACCAAGACAGCAUCUAUAAAGGAAAAACAUCUGUUUUUAAAGAAGAACUACCAAAAGGGAACUGUUCACUGCAACUGGUGGUUUCUCAGUCUCAUUUCGGGAUCUACAAGUGCUCUGUACGUACAUCAAAGAAAACAGAAGACAGUUGUGUUAUAAAUCUCACUGCAGUCAGUGGAAAAGGACCAAGCCCAUCUCUGAACAGUACCAUGGCUGGCUUUCAACUUCCUCAUAAUGCAACUAUUGGAGUUGUUCUUGCUGUACUUGGUGUACCUGCUGCUUGCUGUAUCUUGUUUUGGUGGAUUAAAAAGAAGAAACAAGAAAAAAUGCAGGACCAAUUACAAAUUUCCCGCUGGUAA
Pundamilia nyererei is the source of this 633-nucleotide messenger RNA. Its product is annotated as V-set domain containing T-cell activation inhibitor 1-like. Gene Ontology annotation, cellular component: external side of plasma membrane. The record is from RefSeq and is a predicted model, not a curated record. Gene Ontology annotation, biological process: negative regulation of T cell proliferation; cell surface receptor signaling pathway; T cell costimulation. The transcript is spliced from 6 exons. NCBI's taxonomy places the organism in Eukaryota, Metazoa, Chordata, Actinopteri, Cichliformes, Cichlidae. Bases 37 to 633 code for a protein of 198 amino acids.